GCAGGUAGCCAGCAUGGCCAGGAAGUGCACAUUUUUCCCAUUCCAAGCCACCCUGGCCCCGUGAUAUUUCACAACAGAUCUUGUGAAGUCUUGCCCUUGAUCUCUGGGGCACUGGGAGGACUCAGGAGGUUCUCAAGGCUUUGGAGAUGGGGAAGGCCGUCUCUAGCAAGUCCUUGAUGGUGUGUAAUCCCUACCUGGCCUGCUGCAGUCUGGGGAUCUUCUUUUCCUCCCAAGCUAGCCAUCAGCUAAUCCCUUCUGAGUGGUUGGUUGGCUGAUAGAGUUGUUUAUUGGCUGUGACUUACUUUUUAAAAAGAGAGCUCAAGGUUGCUGUCUUUCAGGAGACCUGAGCAGGACGGUCUUCCCUCCAUCCCAGCUUUUUGAGACUUUCUGCUUUCCUGCAGCCACACUGUGCUCCACCCCGACCCCAGGUUGGCCAUGGGACACCCCGCUGGCAGUGAGCCCCCCCUUGGUUUACAGGACAGUAACCUUUCCAACAUUUUGGCAUUAUGAUUUCCCGGAGGUGGGGGACUGAUCUACUCAAGGUCAGGACAGGAGCCCUGGUGACUCAAAUCUGCUUUCUCAUCAGUAGGUAACUCGACCUCUGGGGUCUGAGCGAAGGAAUGGGGGUAGGACUUGAAUUCCCCCUACCCUCCAUCUUUCCUUGCUGCCGGCCCAAGGAGGCACCCGGCUGCUUGUCCAACUCCAAGGGGCGCCCAGAAGGGACAAUGGAGGAGUAAGGAUCCACACCCCUCAGGUCCUGGAGGCUGCUCAUUUGCCUCCUGUUCCAGUGGCCCCCUGGGCCACCCGGCAGUAUUGAGCUUUGGCUCAGGGACAGCCUAGGAAUGCUUGCUUGUCUUGUGUCCUGCUUAGCCGGGCAGCACCCACCAGACACUGGGGUGGGGUCUGGAAGAGUUUUUCAGUUCUGAGGGAGGUGCUGUCUCUUGACUUCCUUUGCCAAGGGAGAGGAAAGGCCUUCGGGACCUGACCGUGGGUCUGGCUGGUUGGAUGCAUGGGCUGGAUUCCCACGCGUGGGUGUGGAGGCCUUUGGGACAAGAAAGAAUACCCCGGCAGGAGUCUGGGCGAUGGUCCCCGCUGGAGGAGCCUGGAGGCUGCGCGCAGGGUGGGAGCGAACGGCGCCUGGGAUCCGCCCCUCGGGCACCUCCCCUGUGCAGCCGGGCCCGCCCGCCUGCCGGCUAGGGCUCCCGCACAUCUGGCCCUCCCGCGCACAUCUGGGCAGCCGGCGCCACAGCAUGAACGGCUCACAGGCGGACGCUGCGGCCCCGGCCACCUGGCUGAGCUCCUGCUGCAACCAGUCGGGGGCGCCGCCGGAGCCCCCCGAGGGACCGCGCGUCGUGCAGGCGGCCGUGCUGGGCGUGCUGUCGCUGCUCGUGCUCUGCGGGGUCCUGUUCCUGGGCGGUGGCCUCCUCCUCCGCGCCCAGGGCCUGACGGCGAUGCUGGUCCGCGAGCGGCGCGCGUCCCGCGAGGCCGAGCCCGGCGGCGCCAGCGGAGGCGAGGACGACUCCUAGGCGUCCCUGCGCUCGAGGGUCGCGGCUUCCAGGCGGCCCAGGCCUGGGCGCCCGAAGGCUGCUGCGGAGCGCAGGUGCCGCGUCCUCCCCCCGACCCCCAGGCUGGCGCCCGCGCAGCACGACCCAUGCCACUGGGAGGCUGAACAAGACGCUGCCACAGAAACUCGGACCACCCAGGCCUUUGGCUUUGGCUUCCUCCUCUCCUUCUUGAAGCCGGUCCGUAGACAGGGAUUUGAGUAAGACUCCUCACCGCGGCCUCCCUUUGGAGGCAGAGAUGGGAGUGUGGGUCCUGUUUUAUGGCAGAGCCAGGGGCCUCGAUGAUUCUGGGGAAUGGGGAGGUGUGGUGGGUCCCCCCUCCCUCAGACCCUGUUCUGGCGUGGGGGUGGUGGUGGCAGUGGUGGCCCAGAGCAGGGAGCUCUGCGGUAUGUGUGGGAAGGUGGUGGAUGGCAGGGUUCCUGACAGCUGGGGGGCCUCAUGAGCACAUUGCUGUAGGAAGCUGGGGCUGAGGGUUCCCAGCUGUGGGGGCUCCAUCUGGCUCUCCUGCCUCUGUCUCUCCAAGGACAAGGACCAUCUGGAGGGAAGGGCCUGGGUGGCCUAAAGACAAGGUAAUUCCAGGCCAAGGCCACCUGGGGUGGAGCCACAGGGCUUGGGCAUUGUCUCUCCUCUGCAGUGUUGUACCCGUGGGGUCCCGGGGGGGCUUCUGUGGGGCUCUUCUUUGGGGAUGCCUCUGACCUGUGGCUUGCCAAGGGCAGAGGCAGGGUCCUAGCUUCCCUCUGAGAAGGGAGUCAGUGCACGUGAGCGGAGGCUGGUGAGGGAAAGGUGACGGCGUGGGCAGGGUGUAGCCGAGCAGCUGUGAAGCUGACGACGUGUGAUCCGUGCCCAGAGCAGCCCAGGGUUUAGCACUAAUCCCAGGGAGUUGUGCCACACUGGCCUUGCUGAGCUGCAGACUUCUCACCUCAGGGACACCACUGCCACCCCCUCGGAGAGAGGGCUGGCCAGGGCAGUGAGGGGCAUGUGCGUGUGACUGCUCCUGGCAUCAGGGCAGCAGGCCGGACCUGGGGGACACGGUCCACCUCCUUUGGCUGCGUGUCAGACGGGAGGUGAGAAUGCCCUCUUUUCUUGUAUCCAGGUUCAUUCGCCCGCUUGCCUGAUAACAUUCUGCUGGUUUUUGACCCUUUCUCCACCCUGUGCUCUUCUCUCCUGCCCCAGCGGGGAUAGAGGAAUUCCCAUAUCCACUGUGAACCCUUCAUUUUGCAAAUGGGGGCACUCAGAGAGAAGAAAGUGACAUGCUCCGGUGAAUGCCAGAGCGGAACCCAAGCCUGAGGCUCCUGAUUCCGAGCUCAGCGGGUGAGGGCGUCCCUGAGCGAGAAGGCCCCUCCUCAGAUUCUUGAGCCUUGCGUGGUCUGUCUCCUCCUGCUGCCUUUGAUCCCUGAGCGGUGCAGACAAGUCUGGGAGAAAGCUGGCUUGUGCUGAGGCCUCCACCUGCGAUCCUGGCACCCGGCCCCGCCUCUCAUUUGCUCUGUUCAGCCUCCUGCGGUGCCUGUGGACGUGGGGCUGGGAGGUCAGCGCUCCAGCAAUGAGCGAGCCCCUCGAGCAGCUGCUGCACGUCCGGGGCGCCGGAGUGGACAUACACGCUGGGUGCUCAGUGCAGAGGCUGCCUACGCCCCCUGACUUGCGGGCCUCCGACGACAUGAGUGCCGCCCCUGUCCCAUCUCUGAUACCGGGCUGCUGUGGUCUGACAGGCCAGUGACCUGUCCCCUGCUGAGGGCUAUGGGUCGGUGUUGUCCAUUUGGAGAUCUUGGGUGCCCCAGCAAUGCCCUAUCCCUCACUUCCUGUGGCUUGUUAUUAAAUACGUUGGUAA
Messenger RNA from Ailuropoda melanoleuca (giant panda), 3387 nucleotides. It is a transcript of the gene SMIM41, whose product is annotated as small integral membrane protein 41. The transcript is spliced from 3 exons. The record is from RefSeq and is a predicted model, not a curated record. Lineage: Eukaryota; Metazoa; Chordata; Mammalia; Carnivora; Ursidae. Bases 1083 to 1526 code for a protein of 147 amino acids.